UUCGUUACUCUCUCUCUCACUCACCAAUAAAACUUUCACUAAGAUUUUCUCUCUCUCUACCUCUUUCCUCUCUCACUCUUUCUCUGUCGGCGAUGCAGAGGCUUUCGAUAGACUCAUCAGUUUCGAAGCUUCAUCAUAGCUACGGAGGACGGAAGGACGACACAUACGAUCUCGAUGACUUAAAGCGGAAGGAGUCAUCGUCACUCUCCUCUCCUCCUCCUCUUCCUCCUUCUUCAUCCGUAGCAGAUUACGACGAUCACGACCUCAAGGACUUUAAACCCCGACGGCUAUCGCUGCAGCAAUCGUCGACGCAUCAGAAUGGAGAGAAGUUCGUUCACUUCAUCCCCGUCCUCACUCUUAUCUGUUUCAUCAUCCUCUACCUCUCUUCUCACUCUCCGUCGCAAUCAGAUUUAGCUCAGUUUAGCGGAUUCAUGCGUCAUUCAAAGCAUAUAGAAUCCGAAGAAGACGGCGAAAUCUCGAGGUUGAUGAUCAGUGCCGACGCUCUGUCUAUCCGUAGUAGCGUAAGGAAGUUAAAAGAGACGGAAUCGGAAUCGCUUCCCCGUCGCCGAACUUCUCACCGGAAAAUAGCCGACUUCUAGCCUUUUUUUUAUUAUUAUUCAUCGUCUUCUUCGUCUAGAAUAAUUAAUUAUCUUCGUGACUUGCAUGUUGAUUUGUUCGUUCAAACUCAAAUCGCGUUAUUCUUCUGUGAAACAAAAA
This is a messenger RNA of Raphanus sativus (radish), 717 nucleotides long. RefSeq lists its product as uncharacterized. Lineage: Eukaryota; Viridiplantae; Streptophyta; Magnoliopsida; Brassicales; Brassicaceae. The coding region runs from base 93 to 599 and encodes 168 amino acids. The transcript has 3 exons. The record is from RefSeq and is a predicted model, not a curated record.